Perkinsus marinus ATCC 50983 is the source of this 1345-nucleotide messenger RNA. RefSeq lists its product as hypothetical. The coding region runs from base 8 to 685 and encodes 225 amino acids. The record is from RefSeq and is a predicted model, not a curated record. The transcript has 3 exons. Lineage: Eukaryota; Perkinsozoa; Perkinsida; Perkinsidae.
CAUCUCUAUGGUUUGCUCCGUCGCUACAUUCGAUGCCACGAAUGUUUCCAAUAGCGGUGCUUUGUCUAAGGAAGUCGACUAUAGCGAUGGUUCUAAGCCGGAAGUCCCAGCCCCACCACGCGCGUCGGUUGUGCUUAACAUGAUCCAAAAUGAGGAGGGCCGGGACCAGCUGAACCAACAACAGGAGCCCCUCGUGGCAUUGCUCAAUCUCAAGGCACAGAAACUUGGCCUUGGCUUGAAAAUCGCCAGUAGAGGAUUUUCGCAACCAUCGUUCAUCACUAAGGCCAAGGUCUUGACGACAUGUGCUGCUCCUGUGAGUAGUGAUGUAGAGAGAAAUCUGCCUGACGCCGCUAAGAUCGGCGAAGUUACCCCUGAAAAUGCCAAGUAUGCUAUUGUCUGUGAUACUACCUCUAGUGAGGAGGAAGUGGUAAACCCAGAGCCACCAAUUAAAAAACAAAAAACUCAUUCUGGAGCGCUGCUCAAGAAUGCUCCUCAUGACACAAGCACUCUGAUGCGGAAGAAAAGAGUCUUCAUACAAGGACUCUCCUAUGGAGAUAUAAAAGAUGGCUCCUCGUUGGUGAUAUGCUGUACUAUGAAUGAUGUUGAAGGAGGCGAAAGUGAUAUGCCUUUAGUCAUCGAGGGUUUUGAAAGUGUGGAUAAGGCAAUAGUGGUAUCGGCAUGCUGAAGCAAUAGUCCCCAUGACGAAAGAAUACCCCCUCCUCCGUUUUCUGUAGGGAGUAUUUUCAUAUAGGCGCGCAAUGUAACGUUUCUGCCGAUUUUCAACGGAGGGCAUAGCAUGGGGACUGAUCCAUGAUUUAUUAUUGACCUUUUACCAUAAUUUCUUCAAUUGAUGAUGACAACGAGGAUAUGGACCUGGCGAGGCGCUGAAGGAUUUGUGGAUUCUGAGAGCGCCUUGGUGAAGUUGAGCGCGGAAAGUAUUAAAACUAUUGUUGUCUACUUCUAUUUGCUACCCAUAAUAUCGUUACAUAUUUACUCAGUGUACUAUGGCCACCUUAUAUGUGUAGGAUGUGGUAAAGAGGAGCUGAAAGGUCGGUGUCAUUAUUUCGCACUACUACAAGUGUUCUCAUGGGAAAGCAAUAGUUCUUCGGUAACUAGCGACGACAUUUUUUCACAGAGGUGCUCGUGAAGAUUCCGUGUUGGUGGAAUUGCGCGGUAUUGGCAGUUCUGUGCUAUCCAUGGUGCUUCUUAUGUGGUUGUGGUUGUCGGAAUAUUCGCAGUUUCGAUCACGGUUCACCAUGCUGCUGCAGACUUAUACCACACCUCGAUCAAUAUGAAGUGCUUUGUGUGGUAGGGGAUAGUAGCACUUUUCUUAUACUGUAGCACU